UUCCCAGCUUACUCUAGCUACAGUCGAUUCUCGCUAUCUGUCGCAAGCGGUGGACAUUUUGUACAGACGGCUUAUUCUUUAACCAUACACCGUUUUCACCUCACUGUGUAUGUUUGUGAGUACUUGACUCUUGUUAUCAUCAUCAUCAUUACUGUCGUUAUAAUGGUCUUAGGCAAGGAAUGAACUCCACUAUGUUUCAUUCUCGUUCUUCUAAAAAUUUAGUGCUUUUAACCUAUAUUUAUAGCUGGUCUUGUUUAAGUGCAGUGAUAACUACAUGGUUGAGGUAGCAUUUACCAACUGUUCAUAUUCGACUGCAGAAAAAUCCCUGCUCUCACCCGAAACCUUAAAAAACUGGAUGUAAACCCAACACAGAAAAUAAAAAUAAAUGAAAAACCAAAAUUAAACAGAAAAGGAUUAUUUGAAACAAUAUCUAAAUUGCAAUGGAUAUUUUUCCUAUACAGAGAAAUCUUUGUUUUUAUAACACCUUCAUUUCAAACUGGAACUGAACCUUUUUUAGCAAAAUUUUCUACUCCACACAAUUUCUUUUGUGAAAAAUGUUAAUGGCUGUUUAAUCUUUGGAUUCCAUAAUAUGUCAGGAAGUUGAAUUGAGAGAAUACGAAAACAAAGUGGUGAAAAAGCUAAGGAGAAAAAAAAAAUACCCCUUCCUUUUAAAUGUCAACUAUUGGAAGCUUCUAAUGAUGCUUUCCUUAAUAGUUAUAAAUCAUGUGGCACAUCUAUAUAUGAGUGUUUAAUAUCUUUGAAUAGAGGAAUAUUUGUUUGAAGGAGGUUUAUAAUAUGAUAUUCGUAAAAAAGUAACAUCACAAAGUGAUUUGAGAAAUUAAGCCUUCAUUUAUCAUUAUAAAUAAUGUCACACUUGGGUGGGAAAACCAUGCAUAUGUCUUCAAAACCUUUCGUUCCUCAGGGGUCAGAGUUUCAGACCCAAUCAAAUAUGGCAGAAGUUCGAGAAUAUAUCUUCCAAGACAGUAGUUAUCCUGGUACUCAGUUUGUUCAACCUUGUUAUCAACCAGCUGAACUAAGGCCCAAUAUAGUGCAGGCUGCAGUUAAUGAACAGCCUACACCUGAGAACAAGAGCUCAACCAUUAAUUUUGACAAUUCUUCCCAUGAAGGCUGUGCUUGUUGCCAAAAGACAUGUCAGUGCCCUAGCUGUACUGAUGGUGGAAACGGUAAUGGAAGUGGUGUUGGCACUAGCAAUAGCAGCAAUAUAGGAGAACAUAACAUUUGCAAUGUUAGUGAACAACCUGUCACCAAUAUGCCAAUUCAGACGACUGGAAAUGGAAAAAAGCAGCUAUUUUGUGAAUUUUGUGGAAAGAAAUUUGUCCAAGAAUAUGUCCUGAAGGUCCACAGGCGUAAACAUACUGGGGAAAAGCCAUAUGAAUGUGAAAUCUGCUCCAAGAAAUUUGCCAGAAAUGAUACCCUACGCAAACACAAGAGAAUUCAUACUGGACAGCCAAACGGCAGCGUUUCUAAUGUUGGUAUCUCUCCUAGUUUGAGUUUAAUGAUUGCGCAAGGUGUUGUUGCCCAGGAAAAUGGUGUAACCAAUCCUGGGAACCCAGGCACUAUGAUGUCUUCUGUUUCUAAUUCUCAGACGUCUCAGAGAAACAGUCAGAAAUCAUAUACCUGUGACAUUUGCUUGAAACCGUUUGCUCAGCGCCAUUAUUUACAGAUCCAUAAACGAACCCAUACAGGUGAGCGCCCUUUUCACUGUCAGGUUUGUGAGCGAAGUUUCACCCGUAGAGACACACUGAUUAUUCAUCAGCGGACUCACACUGGCGUGAAACCAUUUCAUUGUGAAAUCUGCAUGCAACAAUUUGCACACAAACACAACCUCCAGAUACACAAACGGAAACAUACCGGGGAGAAACUGUUUCAAUGUGACAUCUGCGCUGAACUGUUCACACGCCGUGAUUAUUUACAAAUUCAUCGGCGGACUCAUACAGGAGAGAAACCCUUCCAGUGUGAUCUCUGUAUCCAGAAGUUUGCCCGUCGCACCACAUUGGAAAUUCACAGACGAACACACACAGGGGAGAAGCCAUUCCACUGUGAGUUCUGUGGGAAACAAUUUGCCAAUCGAGACAAGCUUCGCAUACACCAGAGAACACAUGUACGCAAGAAGCCACACCAGUGCACUAUAUGUCUAAAGAAGUUUGCACGGAGAGAUACACUUGAAAUUCACAGCCGGAGACACUCUGGCCUCAAGCCAUUCCAUUGUGACAUUUGUCUGAAGAAAUUUGCACAGAAAGAUUACCUUCAGAUUCAUAAGAACACUGUGCACUCGGGACAGAAACCUUUCCAAUGUGACCUCUGCACACAGAAGUUCUCCCGCCGUGAUUCUCUGCAGCGGCACAAGAAAACACACUAUAAACAGGUUGAUGAAGUGCAGAAGGCCACAUCUAGCAUCACAAAUAACAAUGUGGAAGAGGUGCAGCCACUGAAUAAAUACUUAUGGUUGUAAAUUCAAAAAUCAACUCAAGAUGCAGCCAGUAAUGCAUUUAUCAGGUUUUCUUUGAUCAUGAGGAUGUUGGCUGCCAUGACAACAGAUGAGACUUCUUCACUAUUUGCAAUAACCUACUUAAUUCUACCAGAUAAUCCGUUAUUGUAUUCCUAUCAGAAGACCUUGUUAUGCACUGUUAACAACUAUACCAAGAAUAAGUCUCUUUUAUAGACAUGUUAUGUAUUAACAACUGUCAUAACAACUCUACCAAUGGGCUUUACCUUAGCAACUCCACCAGAAAUACUCUGAUAUAGCAGCAGCUUUGGCUCUAAAAUACCAAGAACCUAGUAAUUCUGCCAAAAAUACAUUAUUCUGCCAAAUCUACUGAAGCAACAUUACUAGUUAAUUAAAAAAUUAGGGGUGUGAUUCCCCUGACCUGUCCACAACCAUUAAGAUUGCCUCAUUCAUCACUAUUGGUAUAAUUAAUUACAAUUUCUUGGAUCAUUGCAUCAGAUUUGUUAACGCUCAUGUUACUACCAAAAAUAUGGUCAUUGGGAACUCAAAUGAAAAGAUAUUAAUGAAAUUUAUGUCAAAGCGACUUUUUGGGGGUUGACUAACAAAAAUCAAAAAAGGAAAAAGUUAAAAAAAAACAAAAACAAAAUUUUAUCAUAGCAGUUUUGUGAAUAAAGAUGAUGUCUGGUACAAUCUACAGAAACCACUCACUGUAAUGAAAGUUCUAUCCAGAAACAGUUCUGCCAUAUGGACCACAAAGAAUCAACCACAAUAAUUCAACCAAAACUAACAAACUACAAAUACUCUAACCUUAGGAAUUAUGUCCAGAACUAAUUUGUUAUUACAGCAGCAGUAUUCAAAACACUUUCCUGUAGCAAAAAAAAAAAAAAUGGCAGUGAAUAAUUACAAUUUUACCAAAGUUUUCCUGCACAGGCUUCCUGACAACCCCUACAGUACCGAAGCUAUCCUGCUGCUGUGUGAUUUACAACAAGCUUUUCUAUAAUAUACUCUCGAGGGCUCCCAUACUUUUGUUACAGAGAUCAUGUUACUGCUGCUGUUGCUGCUGCUGGUUUCAUGUAGUGCCAAUAUAAAAAUGUUGUUGUUGUUGUUGUUGCUAUUGUUUUUGUUGUUGUUCAGCCUCAAACUAUCUCCGAUGUAGUUGCAGACCAGGGAGCAAACAAAUAUAAAUAAAUAUAUGAAAUAAACAAACAUGACUCUACACAGUAUAUUCAGAACACUUUAUUUUUUCCAGCUACAAUCAUCCCAUACUUAUACAAGAAUAUUUUGACUACAUUAUCUAGUGUGCACUUUCCUUUCUCAAGAUAUUAGGGUUUGAUUUAAAAAAUUAAAAAAUAAAAAAAACUUUUAGUGGCUGUUUCCAGCUGGUUGAGCAAGCAGUACGUAAAGGCUCCCUCAUAAAGGUGUUGGUAGUGAUAGUAGUAAUAAUAGUAGUAGUUGUAGCAGUAUAAGUGUUGGUGGUGGUAACUGUAGUGGAAGUGGCGGUGGUAGUUGUAGUUGCAAUAGCAGUGGUGACAGCAGUAUGGUGGUAGUGGUGAUAGGAUAGGAGUCUAUUGUCAUUCAUGGCUCUGUUAGCUAAGCUGAACAUCCAUGAACUUUUUAGUACCAAAGGUAAAUUCCAGAUGGAUAAGUAAGAACUUAGAUGGGUGAAUCCUCCUCCUCCCCCGCCCCCUCCUCCUCCCCCGCCCCCUCCUCCUCCUCCUCCUCAUCAUCAUCAUUUUAUGCCGACUUCUCAUGCUAUCAAGUUGAGACAGGUCAUCACAGUAUGAGAUAGUUAAUAUUUGGAAUCACAUCUCACUUGUAAUAUUCAAUUCUUGACUUGGUUUCUACAGCUGGAUACCCUUCUUAAUGUUUGCUACUUUACAGAGUGUACAGGGGUUUUUUUUAUUGUUGCUCCGGCACUAGAAAAGUUGUGAUAUCCUUGUGACAACAUCAUAAGGUUCACUCAACUUGAUAUGCGCUGAAAUAAUGAAUUUAAGCAAUUUCAUAAUCAUGUAACUCAUAUUAAAUUAUUUCUGAGUUCAAAUUUUGAUGAGGUUUACUUUACCUUUCAUGCUUUUGGGAUCAAUAAAAUAAGUACUUUACCAUUAUUGUUCUUAUGAAAUAAAGUACCAGUUGAGCAUUGGGGUCAGUGAAAUCAAAUAGUCCUCUCCUUCAAAAUUUUAGGCCUUGUGUCUAUAGUAGAAAGAAUUAAAUUACAGUUUUAGUAUUAAGGGUCAAAUCGUUUUUACGUUUUUUAGAAACUUCUUUCCAUGGAUGGUUUAAAAUUUCAAUGCAGGUAAGGUGUCAUUUGCAGUUAAGGAGGUUUCCAUUCUGUUGUAUAUCGUUGCUUGGUCUGCUGGAAAUAGCAGCUAAAUCUCUUUCAAAUUACACUCUGUGAUCUUUAAACAAAUGAGAAGGGCACAUUGAAUAACUUAGUCCUAGAUAAACUGCUGGAAAUAUAAAUGGAACAGUUGUGGUUGGAGUAAUUUUGAUAUUAAGUCUAUUGUUUCAGGGUUGACUUGGGGGCUAAAGAGCACAUCUGACUUUGUGACUGUGUGUGUUUGUAUAGAGAAGAGAUCAGAUAGGCCACUGAAAAGACCAGUAAUGCCAAAAAAGAGUAUUUGUAUAUGAGGCACACUGUUCCUCACAUGCCUAGCACUCCACCAUACUGUGGUAAUAGUAGUGAUGACUACACCUCCAACCAACCCAAUGUGAAACAAAAUAGGUCAAAAGGGUAGCUACUCUAUGGUCGCCCCAUGUGCUAGAAACAACAACUAAAUCUCCCCUAGCACAUUAAAAGAAAUGGAAAGGACACACUGGAUAAUGUAUGUCUGAAAAAAAAAAGAACAAAGUAGGAUGGUUAAGGAUGGAACAUCACGGUUCACUUGAGGUCUAAACAACAACAGCAUGAAAAAUAAAUAUUGCAGUAGCAGCAGUAGUAGUGUUAGUGGUGAUAUUAUUAGUGACUCUGUCAUUCCUAAAUGCUUGAUAAUCAUGGUAGUAGUGGUGGUAGUGGUGGUGGUGGUUGUAGUAGGUAGAGGAGGUGACACUCCUAACACCAAGAUAUUUUAUGAAAUACUAUUUAUUUCAUUGUUUGUUUGCUUAAUCUAUCUGUACUGUUGCCAUUUUGUAUAUUUAAUAAAGAAGUAUUCCAUUAGUAGAAUAUUAA
Messenger RNA from Octopus sinensis (East Asian common octopus), 5633 nucleotides. RefSeq names its product zinc finger protein 2-like. The transcript is spliced from 4 exons. NCBI's taxonomy places the organism in Eukaryota, Metazoa, Mollusca, Cephalopoda, Octopoda, Octopodidae. Gene Ontology annotation, biological process: regulation of immune system process; regulation of cytokine production; negative regulation of transcription by RNA polymerase II. The record is from RefSeq and is a predicted model, not a curated record. Bases 866 to 2473 code for a protein of 535 amino acids.